CGCGGAGUGGUAGCUUGGCCCCAGUACAUCCUUUUCUUUGGAUAAGUGUGUGGCGUUUUGCUGAAGUUAAGGAGUGUGCAGGCGGGUGCGUUGCUUUGCGGGUGUGUUAGAGCUCCCCGCUGCCGCCGUACCUGGCGAGGGCGAGCACGUUGGCCUGCGGGCGGUGCGGGGCGGUGAAGGGCUCGCGGUGAGGGCUGUGCAGUCAGUGGUUGCUUCUCCUGCUUGAUUUGUCAUGAUAACUCCAGCCUUUGAGCUGAGCCAGGAUCCAGACUUUCUUAUAAUAAUAAUCAAAAUACCUUAUGCCAGAGCUUCAGAGUUUGAUAUAUAUUUUGAAGGGGAAGACUUUAAAUUUUAUGCCAAACCUUACUUUCUCAGAUUGACCCUACCUGGAAGGGUUGUGGAGGAUGGCAGAGAAAAAGCAUCUUAUAAUACAGAUGAAGGAACUUUUACAAUUCACUUACCUAAGGAGAUGCCUGGCCAAUAUUUUGAGGGACUGGAUAUGCUGACCUCUCUUUUGGCACCAAAGAAGUUGAAAUCAACACCUUUAGUGGAAGAGAUAGCUGACUCUGCUCACUUUUCUGAAGAGGAAGAGGAUGACUUUGACUGGGAAAUUGAGCAGACUCCAUACGAAGAAACUGCAGAAAGUGCUCUACAGCAGAAGUACUGCUAUGGAUUUGGGAAUUUGCACUCAGAGGUGUUGCAGCGCCUGCAGGAAGAGCUCACAGAGGUAAUUGACAUUAAAGAUCCAGAUCGAGUGCCUGUAAGUGAGCGUAGGAGAAAGCGCCUAGCAGCUGAGGUGGCCAAGUUUGAUCCUGAUCAUUAUCUAGCUGAUUUUUUUGAAGAUGAAGCCAUUAAGCAUGUUUUGAAAUACAAACCAUGGUGGAUUGAUGUCCAUAAGAAAAAGACAGCCUUGAAUGAAGAAAGCUGUCAGGAACAUGACAGGCAAACUUUUGUUGUAUUCUCUGAAGAAGAGAGAGAGCAGCUGAGAAAAUUCAAAAAUAAAUCUUAUCUUCUGGAUAAAAGAACCCGUCAUCAUGUAUAUCUCGGUUUAAUUGAUAUCCUUCUGGCCUAUUGCUAUGAAAUCUGUGUUAAUGAAGGAGACAAGAAUGUUGAAUCCGCUUGGAAUGUCAGGAAACUGAGUGCCACACUGUGUUGGCUGGAAAGUUUUACUAGCAUUCAUGAGGUCCUGGUAUCCUUUGGAAGAAGAGUUGUGUGCUAUCCCCUGUACAGGCAUUUCAGAUUAGUGACACGUGCCAUCAAUGAUACAGUCAUGAUACUGCAGCUAGGAAAAGGUGCAGUUUUGAAGUGUCUGCUGGACAUUCACAAGAUUUUUAGGGAGAAUGACCCUUCCUAUAUCCUUAAUGAUCUCUUCAUUACAGACUAUUGCAUCUGGAUUCAAAAAAUCAAGUCAAAAAAGUUGGCUGCACUUGCUGAAGCCUUGCAGAAAGCCACGCUCACCAAGUCCCACACAGGACUUGAACUGGAAGAGCUGGAAGCAGCAGCAAUGCUAGUACAAGAGGAAGAGAACAAGUUAAAAGCUGCUGGCUCAGUUUCUAAGCAACAGCUGCCUUCCUCUGAGUCAGAGACAAGUGACUCUGAAGACUCAAGCAGUACUUCAUCAUCUGAGACAGAAGCCUCUGAUUCAGAGGAGCAGGAGUCCUCAACUAGUGAAGAUGGAAAAAUAAAUUCUUUACAAGACACACUUCAAGAGGAGAGGACAGCUCCACUUAUUGACUGUAAUGGAUUAAGGCAAGACACAAACACUUCCGUGUUUGAGGUUAGUGAUGAAAAAGCAAAGGUUUCUUUGCAAUCUACAUCUGUUCCUGGCAAAUUGAUAAAAGAAUUAGAAAAGCAAAUGCACACUGCAAUUAGACUUUCAGAGCAGCCUGAAGGAUUGGCUACUGCAAGCUGUGCUGUUUCACAGCAACAAGAAAAUAGCGCAUCUGAACCUGACGGUCCUUCAAAAGAUGCUGUUGGGAAGGGAAAUUUCUUGGAGGUCUCUUCAAAGAAAAAUCCUUUCCUCUUUCUUUGCAGCACAAAUGGAGAUGAAGACUAAAAGACUGUUAAAACAGACUGUGACCUGUUAGACAACACAGCUCAUUGCUGUAAUGAGGUGUUUUCAAGGCUAUCCUGAGCUGCAGAAAAGUUGAUAUUUUCUUUGUAUGUGUUGACAGUUUGGAGGACAAGAUGGCUUUGCAGGAAACUGAUAUGGCUGUAUAAUACCUUUAUAAUUUGUCUUUUUUCUUGACUCAGUCAGAUUUGAUCUCUGCAGUAAACUUCUAGAAACAGUUUUCAUUGUUUAUCAAGUGACGAUAUGUUGUCCUAGUCAAAUAGAACUGAAAGGAUGAUCUGUCUC
Molecule: messenger RNA, 2356 nt
Organism: Nothoprocta perdicaria
Lineage: Eukaryota; Metazoa; Chordata; Aves; Tinamiformes; Tinamidae
Gene: SHQ1
Product: SHQ1, H/ACA ribonucleoprotein assembly factor
Exons: 12
Coding region: 233-2056 (607 amino acids)
Biological process (GO): box H/ACA snoRNP assembly
Cellular component (GO): cytoplasm; nucleoplasm
Source: RefSeq, a predicted model, not a curated record